AUGCACCGCUACGCCCUCCUCGGCCUGCUGCCGGGCGCCCUCGGGUGCCUCAACCCCAACACCAACGCCUGUGCCAGCUACAUCAGCAACAACCAAGCGACCGCGUCUGCCUUCUGCGCGACCUUCACUCAGAGCGCCGUGACGGCCUCCACUGGUCUCCCCUCCUGGGCCUCCAACUGCGGCAACAAGCCGAGCCAGAUCUCCAAGGAGUGCUCAUGCUACUUCACCGGCGGCGCCGGCCCGGCACCGACCUCGACUAAGGCCAGCCAGCCCACCACGCUGGUGACCACGACGGCCAAGGUCACUCAGACUCCCGUCGGAGUCACCACCACGCUGCCCAAGAGCUCGGGUGCCGUGGCCACGAACAAGCCGAUCAACGUGCCCGCCGGGGAGACGUAUGACGGCGGCAUGCAAAACUUUGAUCGCUCGCCCCGAGUUUGCCAGGAUCAAAGUGAGACAGGCGAGGCUGAGGCCAUGUUUGUUCUUCAGGAUGGCGCCACUCUUUCCAACGUCAUCAUCGGACCCAACCAAGCUGAGGGUGUCCACUGCAAGGGCACUUGCACCCUGAUCAACGUCUGGUUCGAGGACGUUUGCGAAGACGCCAUCUCGCUCAAGCAACCCAGCGGCACCUCCAACAUCAUCGGCGGCGGCGCCUUCCACGCCUCGGACAAGGUAGUCCAGUUCAACGGCUUCGGGACGGUCAACAUCAAGGACUUCUACGUCAACGACUACGGCAAGCUGCUUCGCAGCUGCGGCAACUGCAGCAACAACGGCGGGGCGCGGCACGCGGUGCUCGACAACGUGGUCGCCGUCGACGGCGGCGUGCUGUGCGGCAUCAACACCAACUACGGCGACACCUGCACCGUCACCAACAGCUGCCAGGACGACGGCAAGAGCUGCGACCGCUUCACCGGCAACAACGACGGCGACGAGCCCCCCAAGAUCGGCAGCGGGCCCGACGGCAAGUUCUGCAAGGUCUCGGGCCUGACUCAGACCUGCUGA
Messenger RNA from Chaetomium fimeti, 1002 nucleotides. RefSeq names its product pectate lyase-domain-containing protein. Gene Ontology annotation, biological process: pectin catabolic process. The record is from RefSeq and is a predicted model, not a curated record. Gene Ontology annotation, molecular function: pectate lyase activity. Bases 1 to 1002 code for a protein of 333 amino acids. NCBI's taxonomy places the organism in Eukaryota, Fungi, Ascomycota, Sordariomycetes, Sordariales, Chaetomiaceae. The transcript is spliced from 5 exons. Gene Ontology annotation, cellular component: extracellular region.